AUGGGUGGGUAUGAUCAAUAUACAGGUAGAAAUCCACCCAAAAUACGAGACAUUUACAGUGAGUGGAGACUCGCUAGCCAGUUUUCAUUAAAGAAAACCACCCAAGUGCAACUGCGAGGAAGUCAGUCUCCGUAUGCACUCACCCUCAAUUUUUUUUUGUUUUUGAUGGCUAUAAAACGGGGCUCUAGUAAAUCACUACCACGAGGUCGAAACACCAUGUUCUCAGCGUUGCAACGUGCAUUCACUACUGAAAUUACGCCAUAUACAAGCCGAUUACCAACUAAUCAGACGAGGGACCCAUUUCUUUCAACUCUUGAAGCACGACCGGCAAGUAGAAUGUUGCUUUGAAUCACCUAACAACUCCCGCU
Molecule: messenger RNA, 368 nt
Organism: Mucor mucedo
Lineage: Eukaryota; Fungi; Mucoromycota; Mucoromycetes; Mucorales; Mucoraceae
Exons: 2
Coding region: 1-348 (115 amino acids)
Source: RefSeq, a predicted model, not a curated record